AUGGCUACAAUCCCAAAGCCAACUGAGCCAACAACACAACAGAACACUGCAACUGGUGGUGUUGCAUCUGGUUCCCAGUCUUUCCACAAGGCUCCAAAAGUGAUUGCCCCAAAUGACUCCAACAAGCCAACAAUCGCCGUGUUGGGUUCUGGUUGGGGUGCAAUUUCCUUCCUCAAGCACAUUGAUUCAACCAAGUACAACGUGGUGAUGAUCUCCCCAAGAUCUUACUUCUUGUUUACUCCAUUGUUGCCAUCCUGUCCAGUUGGUACAGUUGAUGAGAAAUCCAUCAUGGAACCAGUCGUCUCAUUCGCAAACAAGAAGAAAGGUGAUGUCACCUAUUAUGAAGCCGAGGCUACUUCCAUAAAUCCCGACAAGAACACCGUCACCAUUAAGUCUGUGUCUAACAUCAGUACCACUAAUGGAUUGGGUAUCAAUGUUGGUCUUGAUCCAAAUGAGCUUGCUGAAAUCAAGUACGACUACUUGGUUUCUGCAGUGGGUGCUGAGCCGAACACUUUCGGCAUUCCAGGUGUUGAGGAGAACGGCUGUUUCCUCAAGGAAAUCCCAGACUCUAAGAAGAUUAGACACAAAUUCAUCGACUCUGUCGAAAGAGCCAACUUGUUGCCAAAGGGCGACCCAGAGAGAAAGAGAUUGUUGACCGUUGUCGUUGUCGGUGGUGGUCCAACCGGUGUUGAAACCGCUGGUGAAUUGCAGGAUUACAUCGACCACGAUUUGAAGACCUUCAUGCCAAACUUGGUUGAGGAAGUGCAGAUCGUCUUGAUUGAGGCUCUCCCAGUCGUGUUGUCCAUGUUCGAGAAGAAGUUGACCACCUUUGCCGAAAAUGUCUUGAGAGAAACAACCAUCGAGUUGAAGACCCGUACUGCAGUCGCCAAGGUCGAGCCGGAAUAUUUGAUUGCAAAGACCAAGGCUGAAGAUGGUACUGUUGAGGAGACAAAGAUCCCAUACGGUGUUCUCGUGUGGGCUACAGGUAACAAACCAAGAAAGGUUGUCACCGAUGUCUUCAAGAAGAUCCCAGAACAGAACCAGGCUAACCGUGGUUUGAUCGUUGACGAAUACAUGAGAGUUAAGGGUACAAACAACAUGUUUGCCAUUGGUGAUAAUGCCUUCGCCAAAUUGCCACCAACAGCGCAAGUUGCUCACCAAGAAGCCGAGUACUUGACAAAGACAUUGAACAAGAUGGCCAGAAUUCCAAACUUCCACCAAGAAUUGCAAAGCAGAACCGAAAAGGUUGAUUUGUUGUUCCAAGACCAUGGCUUCAAACCAUUCAAAUACGUUCACUUGGGUGCCUUGGCUUAUCUCGGUGCUGAGAAGGCCAUUGCAAACAUCACAUACGGUGCCAAAUCCUUCUACUCCGGUGGUGGUGUCAUCACUUUCUAUAUCUGGAGAGCUCUGUACUUGGGUAUGAUCUUGUCAUGGAGAUCUAGAUUCAAAGUUGUUGCUGACUGGGGUAAGAUUGCCCUUUUCGGUAGAGAUGCCUUCAAGGAGUUGUAA
Williopsis jadinii is the source of this 1509-nucleotide messenger RNA. It is a transcript of the gene NDI1, whose product is annotated as NADH-ubiquinone reductase (H(+)-translocating) NDI1. The coding region runs from base 1 to 1509 and encodes 502 amino acids. The record is from RefSeq and is a predicted model, not a curated record. NCBI's taxonomy places the organism in Eukaryota, Fungi, Ascomycota, Saccharomycetes, Phaffomycetales, Wickerhamomycetaceae. Gene Ontology annotation, molecular function: NADH dehydrogenase activity. The transcript has a single exon.